AUGACGAGAACGAGCGGUACCACCACAAUUAAAUAUUUAAGUUUUUAUUCGGUGCAUGCUUCUCAUGAAAGCAUUUUUUGUGUCCUUUUCCGUACUAUGCCGGUAUGCACGCGCAUUCUCCAACUCGUUGGAGUAUGCCAGUCGAGCAAGUUCAAGUUUAGUUCCUCGACCGAAACCGUUCCAUCCAUGCUCGUUCAAGGUACCAAAUCCUGUUCAUUUCCCGUCCUAGAGAUGACAGUGAUAGCCGUAACACAAAAACAACCCAUAGAUACAAACAUUGCUACACAGCGCUCUUUAAUAAGCCACACAUAA
Vavraia culicis subsp. floridensis is the source of this 312-nucleotide messenger RNA. RefSeq lists its product as uncharacterized. NCBI's taxonomy places the organism in Eukaryota, Fungi, Microsporidia, Pleistophoridae. The transcript has a single exon. The record is from RefSeq and is a predicted model, not a curated record. The coding region runs from base 1 to 312 and encodes 103 amino acids.